UUCAUGAUAGAAACCCUUGUGAGUUUCGCUACAUAGAACGGUAAAAUACUAAUACCAGUCUAAAUGAACAUAGAAACCUAUUCAUAAUUUAUUUAGCCAUAAGAAAUUGUUAGUGUUAGUGAAGUCUCACACAGCUAAAGAAAGGACAGGGUGUCCAUGUUAAAUUACCGGACCAGUAAAAUCCACUGAUUUGGCUAGAUUUCUUUCUACCAGUCUUUCUCCUCUAGUUUCUCAUGGCCCUGAGGCUGAAACGAAGGCGAGAAUUGAGCACACUGAGGACUGAGGAGAGUAGAGCACGCUGGAGAUUGAUGGUUAUCACCGUGUGCUGUGUGCUAGUCAUACUAGCAACCUUGAUAGUGGGGUUGUACUUUACCAUUAAGAUGGUGAAUACCAAGUUUUUCUUCUGCUCUGGCUCGCUAAGGUUUAUUUCAAUAGAAAAGGCAUGUGAUGGAAAGGCUGACUGUGCAGAUGGUGAGGACGAAAUCACAUGUGUAUCCAAACUGCGGACCAAUGACACGUAUCCAGUGAGGUUGAUGGGAGACAGACUGGUCGUGCAGGUGUUCAUUAAUGAGGGUGGCUGGAGAACAGUGUGUGCUGAUAACUGGAGGACAAAGCACACGCGGUUAACCUGUCAACAACUGGGCUAUACAGCGAGUCCACGAAGUACGCGAGUCCCGGUGAGGAGUCUGCUCUUCAACCCUCAAAAUGCAUUUGCUAUAGUCAGCAAUGACUCCACACACUCUGACAUCCAGAGUUUCCUCUCAGUCAGUGACAAAUGUGUCUCCGGUUCAGUGGUGUCUGUGUCCUGCUCAGACUGUGGAGAGGUGGUGGGAGAGGACCGUAUUGUUGGUGGGGUGGAUACUGCAGUCGAACACUGGCCAUGGCAGGUUAGUCUUCAGUGGAACCACCAGCACGUUUGUGGAGGAGCAUUACUGUCCACACGCUGGAUCAUAUCAGCUGCUCACUGUUUCACAGGCCGGACACAAGAGUUGAGUCGAUGGACUGUGGUGUUGGGUCAGACCGAAGUGGUGGCAUCCAGGGGUGUCAGCGUAGAGAUGAUUGUGGUUCACAAGGACUACAGUCGCUUGAGUAAUGACUUUGACAUCGCCAUGCUAAAACUCGCCUGGCCUGUCACUGUUGGAGAAUCGAUCUUGCCAGUUUGUUUACCCCCACACCAGCUGUCUGUGAAGGAGAUGCUUGUGGUGACUGGAUGGGGAAUGCUAAAGGAGAAGGGUGAGCUGCCCUCUGUGCUGCAGAAAGCUUCAGUGCCACUGAUUGACAGGUCAGAGUGUUCCAAGCCCUCUGUUUAUGGUUCCGCCAUAACUCCCAGAAUGCUUUGUGCUGGAUUCCUCGAAGGAAACAUAGAUGCGUGUCAGGGGGACAGUGGUGGUCCACUAGUUUACCUUUCAUCUCGUUGGCAGUUGUUGGGUGUAGUGAGUUGGGGAGUGGGCUGUGCACGAGAGGGAAAACCUGGAGUUUACACUGACGUUAGUCAGCUUCUCAACUGGAUCUACACUGUAAUGGAGAUGCAUCCAUGAGACGGUGAACCAUGGACGGAUCACGUUUUUGUGACGCAGGAGGAAAGUAAACAAAUCACCUCAGUGUGUUAGUUCAGAAAUCAGUGUUCUCAAAUCUAGAAUCUAGAUAAUUUGACAUUUUAUGUCAAAACAUGCUUUUAUAGUCUCACUAGUCGCAUUGUCACAGUUUUCCAGUUAGUCUAUUGUAUGUUCAUUGUCAAGCUAUUUUAAUUAUUAUUUUUUUCUUACCAAAUGCAUUUAGAAAGCAAAAAAUAAAUAAAAUAAUAAAGCUCUUA
Molecule: messenger RNA, 1813 nt
Organism: Labeo rohita (rohu)
Lineage: Eukaryota; Metazoa; Chordata; Actinopteri; Cypriniformes; Cyprinidae
Gene: tmprss4b
Product: transmembrane serine protease 4b
Exons: 11
Coding region: 234-1538 (434 amino acids)
Biological process (GO): proteolysis
Cellular component (GO): membrane
Molecular function (GO): protein binding; serine-type endopeptidase activity
Source: RefSeq, a predicted model, not a curated record